Phoenix dactylifera (date palm) is the source of this 1266-nucleotide messenger RNA. RefSeq names its product kinesin-like protein. Lineage: Eukaryota; Viridiplantae; Streptophyta; Magnoliopsida; Arecales; Arecaceae. The record is from RefSeq and is a predicted model, not a curated record.
AUUUCAGUUUCUAGACCACAUACUGUGAUCCACCAAGAUCGCCCCCGUCUUUGCCGCAGCCCUGCCCCAGAGGGAAAACCAUGGCCCAAGCGGCGGCAUUGGCGGCCGCGCCUCUAAGGAACUCCCCUCGCCCCUGGCUCUCUUCCCUCCUCUUCUUCACCCGAAAACCCUCCCCUCUCUCCUUCUCCUCCUCCACCUCCUCCGGCUCCCGCGGCCCCCGCGGCCUGAGGCCCCUCGGCGCUCCUGUGCCCGAGGACGAUGACACCGAUUCCGACGCCCCCCCGACCGCCAAGAAGAGCCGGAACGAGCUCAAGAGGGAGGCCCGCCGCGCCGUCCAAUGGGGGAUGGAGCUCUCCACCUUCUCCCCCCCUCAGAUCAAACGCGUCCUCAGGGUUGCUUCCCUCGACCGCGAGGUCUUCGACGCACUCAUGCUCGUAAAGAGAUUGGGCCCGGACGUCCGAGAAGGGAAAAGGAGACAGUUUAACUACAUUGGAAGACUGUUGCGGAAAGCACAACCUGAUUUGAUGGAUGCUCUAAUUCAGGCUUCUAAAGAUGGUGACAAUAGUAGGCUGCUUGCUUUCUCUGGUCAGGAAACAUGGUCUAUUGAAGAUGAUGAAGAGGAAGAAGAAAUCACAUAUGAGGAGGAGGAGAGUGAGAACUAUAUAGAAAUAGCAGCCAGAUGGUUUGAUGGCCUUGUUUACAAAGAUCCAUCAAUUACGAAUGAAGUGUACUCAGUUGAAAAUGUCGAAUUUGAUCGUCAGGAACUGCGGAAGCUUGUUCGUAGAGUACACUCAAUCGAAGGCCCCCAGGUUGACGAAAAUGGGGCAGAAUAUGAUGCUAUGCUGACUGAAGCAAAGAAGCCUCUCAUUCGCUUCUUACGUUCUUUAGCAAAGAAAUCAUUGGCUGAACAAAAUGGAAAUCUGUCUUAAAAUUUUCAAAAGCAGAUUCUGAUGAAGACAAGACAGCCGUGGCUCCUUUCAUCUGCAACCUGUCAUUGGCAUUAUAGAUGCGAACUUCCCCCGACCACUCAGAGCCGGACCUUAUCUUGUUUCCAUUGUGAAAUGUUGAGAUCUGGAGCUGUGGCUGAUUAUAACCACUUUGGCCAUGCCUGUGGUUGGCUUGGAAUCAAUUCCCACUUGACCGAAAGUAUGUGAUUCCUGAUAAGCUAGCUCUAGGGACAACUCAUGUCUUGCUUUGAAGAAUGAUUGGAUACACCUUUUUUUCGAUGAUUAAUCAUUCAUUUCCAUGAUUUCGUGUGAAGCAAAA